AAAAUGGCGAGGGACACGAGUGAAGACAAAGCUCUCCAAGAAAUCACGUUUAAGUCCCUGGGAAUUGUAGAGUCUCUCUGUGAAGCGUGUCAACAGCUUGGCUGGAAGACUCCAACACUUAUACAAAAAGAAUCUAUACCGAUAGCCCUGCAAGGUAAAGACAUAAUUGGUUUAGCAGAGACUGGGUCAGGGAAAACAGGAGCCUUUGCUCUCCCAAUACUACAGGCACUUCUUGACUCACCACAGAGAUUGUUUGCCUUGAUUUUAACACCAACAAGAGAGUUGGCAUUCCAGAUAUCAGAACAGUUUGAAGCUCUUGGAUCUGGGAUUGGAGUGAAAUGUGCGGUCAUAGUUGGUGGUAUUGAUAUUAUGUCGCAGUCAUUAAUGUUGGCAAAGAAACCGCAUAUUAUUAUUGCUACUCCUGGUCGACUAGUGGAUCAUUUAGAAAAUACCAAAGGUUUCAGUCUCAGAUCACUGCGAUAUCUGGUCAUGGAUGAAGCUGAUAGAAUACUCAACAUGGAUUUUGAAACAGAGGUUGAUAAAAUAUUAAAAGUAAUACCAAAAGAGAGAAGAACAUGUUUAUUUUCUGCUACAAUGACUAAAAAGGUUCAAAAAUUACAAAGAGCGUCAUUACAAAAUCCAGUAAAAGUAGAGGUUGCAACAAAAUAUCAAACUGUGGAAAAGUUACAACAAAGUUAUUUAUUUGUUCCAUCUAAGUUUAAGGAUUGUUAUCUGGUUUAUGUCCUCAAUGAACUGGCAGGCAACUCAUUCAUGGUGUUUUGUGGAACAUGUAAUAAUGUACAAAGGGUAACAUUGAUGAUAAGAAACUUAGGCUUAGAUGCAGUUCCACUCCAUGGACAGAUGUCGCAGAGUAAACGUCUGGGAGCACUUAACAAGUUUAAAUCCAAGUCAAGAUCAAUCUUGGUGGCUACCGAUGUUGCAAGUCGUGGAUUAGAUAUUCCACAUGUAGAUGUGGUUAUUAAUUUUGAUAUCCCAACACAUUCUAAGGACUAUAUUCAUCGCGUGGGAAGAACUGCUCGUGCAGGAAGGUCAGGCCGUUCUUUAACAUUUGUCACUCAAUAUGAUGUAGAAUUAUAUCAACGAAUCGAACAACUGAUUGGCAAAAAGCUGCCAUUAUAUCCUACAGUAGAAGAGGAAGUUAUGCUGUUAAACGAGAGAGUUGCGGAGUCACAACGGUUUGCAAGAAUGGAACUUCGAGAAAUAAUGGAAAAGAAAAAGAGACCAGCCGAGGAAGAAGAUGACGAGCAAGGUGUUAAAAUCCCAUCCAAAAAGUCAAAGAAAAUGGUUAAAGGCGGGAAGAAGAAGAAAAGGAAAUAACUGAAGGUUUGACUAAGAAUACUUUAGACAAAAUAUGGCUCCAAUUUAUAUUUAUUUUUUACCACAAACAAACAAACAAAACAAAACAAAACAAAAACAAAAAAAAAAAACCAAAAAUGUAAAAAAAGAAACAAAAAAGGGAGAAGAGAAAAAAAUGGAAUAGAGAAUUUUGUUAUUAUUUUAUGACGCAAUUGAUAAUAUUUUUCCUAUAAUGAUCUCAGACACUUCCGGAAAAAACAUAAAAUGGACGUUUUUCGCGUGGCAGCCAUGUUGAUUUGAACAAUAGAUUCCACUCCGCGUAGCCUCGCAUUCAUUGCUUGAGAAUUAAUUUAUGCGAGUAAAACAAGGUUUUUUAUUUUCUUGAGGAAACAUGGCCACCGUGUGAUAAAGGUCCGUUUAUUUAAAAAAAAAAAAAAAAAAAUGGGGGGAAAGCAAAAAUAAGGACAAGAGAAAUUUUAGUAUGUUAUGAUGUACGGAUAUUAUAUCUCAGACACUUUCGGCUUGUCUGUAGUUAAAWAAAUUUACGUUAACGCUCCUAUUCAUACUUCUUUCUA
Messenger RNA from Actinia tenebrosa (Australian red waratah sea anemone), 1892 nucleotides. RefSeq names its product putative ATP-dependent RNA helicase DDX47. Gene Ontology annotation, cellular component: cytosol. Gene Ontology annotation, molecular function: RNA helicase activity; ATP binding; nucleic acid binding. The record is from RefSeq and is a predicted model, not a curated record. Lineage: Eukaryota; Metazoa; Cnidaria; Anthozoa; Actiniaria; Actiniidae.